This is a messenger RNA of Prunus armeniaca (apricot), 291 nucleotides long. The record is from the annotation of a GenBank genome assembly. NCBI's taxonomy places the organism in Eukaryota, Viridiplantae, Streptophyta, Magnoliopsida, Rosales, Rosaceae.
AUGUCUUCCUCACUCCCUAGUCCGAAUUCCUCCCACUUCCUCAAACUUAUAGAAACCAACUACCUCAUAUGGAUAUGGCAAAUAAAACUCUUUCUUAUUGGUCAUGGCACAUGGCACUUCGUUGAUGGCUCUUUCCCUCAAACAUCACAAUUUCACCCUCCUUCAUCUGAAAACAAUGAUACUACUACACCUAACCCUGACCAUACUCUUUGGUUUCAACAUGAUCAACUUGAGGUGAGCUACAUCACUAGCAUUCUUUUCGAAUCUAUGCUCACUUACAGUGUGUUGUGA